AUGUACGCUGAGGAACAGACCUAUCUGUAUAUCCGCCGCAAUUACCGUCAUUUCCACUGUGUUGAUGUUCUCAAGAUUCUACCCUACUUGCCCUGCCUCACAGCAAAUGAUCAGGAUCGCCUGAGGGCCACUUACACACGAAUAGGAAACCAGGACACCCUCUGGGACCUCUUCAACAGCCUCCAGUGGCGGAAAAACUGGGUGGUUUGCCUCAUUGAGGCGCUGAGGGCCUGUGCCCAUUCCGAUCUUGCUAAAGAAGUGACCAGGGUUUAUGAGAGCAACCUAGCCAAGGAUCCAAAACGUCCCCGAGCCUCACUGGAGCCUGCUGAAGUCUCAAGACCUGCUGAGGUUCCAGGGCCCGCCGAGGUUCCUUGUGUCCCUUACAAUGGCUACAGAGAGGAUGAGUCAAGUUACCCCACACCUGUCCAGGCCACCAGGCCACCAGAGUCCCUGGGGGAGAAAUCUGAGCAAGCCCCACAGACGCCCAGCUUCGGGGCUGUCCCGAGGAAGCCACAUGGGCCCCCGGAUCCCUCCUCUGAUGUGGUAGCCCUCAGCCCUUCGACCUCCGGCAGACAUCAGGAACAGGACUCAGAAUUGGGCAAUACCCACCUUGCAGGUGUGGUCUCCAGUCCGACGACACCCCGUGGACCGGUGUCUCCAUCCGUCUCCUUCCAGCCCCUCGCCCGCUCCACGCCCCGGGCAAGCAGCUUGCCUGGACCCCCAGUGUCAGCUCCACCCUCUGGCACCUCCUCCAGCUCCAUACCCCCUGGCUUGGCUUCUCCAAGAGGUGCUGGUGACCAGGGUGAGGUUCCAACCUGUGACACAACCUCCAAGCUGCCUACGAUGCCUGUGAAAACCGUGCCCUCCAAAGUGCCUGCCAGUUCAGCCUCUGCCCACCCAGUGCCCUCCAAGUUGCCCACCAGUGUGAAACCUGCUGGUACAAUGCCCCCAAACGUGCCUCCGUCCAAGUUACCCAUCACCACGGCGUGUGCAGGCACAGUGCCACCAAAAGUAUCCACUGGCUUGGGGUCUGAGCACAGGACACCCACUGGCCCGGGGCCUAACAAGGUGCCCACCAAGGCAGUACCCAGAAAUAGACCAGAGAAAACUACAGAGGCUCUUGCACCUGCAGGCCCGAGAGGUCAUGCUCCUUGGUCAGACAACAGAACCGAAGACUUGGCCACAGUGUCAGAACUGAGUAAGCCAGGGGUGCUGUUAUCCCGGGUGGACAGCCAGCCUUUCUCGAUCUCCUCUGAGGACCUAGCCAUCAGUCAUAGUGACUCCCUGCAAGGGGGGCCCGUCCAAGUCCCAGAAGAGAAUGAGUGUGUAUGCAGGUCUGUGACUUCCUUUGAAAUCCACACAGCUGAAGACCCCAGUGCUGACCUCCUGGAUGGCAACCCCAGAUCGCCUGUCCCCUUGGAGCCCCCAGUACAGGAGGUGCUGGAGACUGAGGUGCAGUACAACAGAUUGUCCUUCUGGAAGCUGGGGUUCACGGUUGCCACAGCUGGGGUACUCCUGGCCGCACUCCUGUUGCUGUACCUGCGGCGCCUGCCCCAGUGA
Elephantulus edwardii (Cape elephant shrew) is the source of this 1560-nucleotide messenger RNA. RefSeq names its product mitochondrial antiviral-signaling protein-like. The record is from RefSeq and is a predicted model, not a curated record. The transcript has 3 exons. Bases 1 to 1560 code for a protein of 519 amino acids. NCBI's taxonomy places the organism in Eukaryota, Metazoa, Chordata, Mammalia, Macroscelidea, Macroscelididae.